Messenger RNA from Xenia sp. Carnegie-2017, 790 nucleotides. RefSeq lists its product as uncharacterized. Lineage: Eukaryota; Metazoa; Cnidaria; Anthozoa; Malacalcyonacea; Xeniidae. The transcript is spliced from 2 exons. The record is from RefSeq and is a predicted model, not a curated record. The coding region runs from base 59 to 763 and encodes 234 amino acids.
UCCAUGUAGAUACAGUGAUCUAGUACCGCUGUUUGGAAGGUCUGUUCCAGAACUCAGCAUGAUCAUGAAUACCGUUGUUGAUUACAUUUUUGAGAGGCAUGGGGACAAAAUAACCAGCUGGAAUCACCAGUUGCUCAGCCCAGAAAAUCUGAAGAUUUAUGCUGAAACCAUCCAUCAAAAAGGAGCAGCUCUUGAUAAUUGCUUUGGUUUCAUUGAUGGGACAGUAAGGCAGAUUUGUAGACCAGGUGAAAUGCAACGAAUAGUGUACAAUGGUCACAAGAGGGUCCAUGCUCUUAAGUUCCAAUCAGUUACACUUCCAAAUGGAAUAAUUGCAAACAUGUUUGGACCAAUAGAAGGAAGAAGGCAUGAUUCUGCCAUGCUGGCUGAGUCAGGACUUCUGAAUGACCUUGAAGAGUUUGCUCAUUGGAAUGGAAAACCCAUGUGCUUAUAUGGAGAUCCCGCAUAUCCUCUGCGCAUUCAUUUGCAAGCACCAUACCGAAACCUACCACUAACCAUGCCAAUGGAAGAAUUCAAUAAGUCAAUGAGUGCUGUGAGAAUAUCAGUGGAGUGGAUUUUUGGUGACAUUAUAAACUACUUUAAAUUCCUUGAUUUUAAGAAGAAUCUAAAAAUUAGCUUAAGUUCUGUGGGCAAAAUGUAUAUAGUUGCAUCACUGCUUAGAAAUGCUCUAACUUGUCUUCAAUCAAAUAUGACAAGUGAUUUUUUUCAGUUGGAGCCACCCUCUCUUCAAACAUAUUUCUCAUAAUUUUUUUUGUGAAUAUUUCUUGUUUCU